Molecule: messenger RNA, 306 nt
Organism: Sclerotinia sclerotiorum 1980 UF-70
Lineage: Eukaryota; Fungi; Ascomycota; Leotiomycetes; Helotiales; Sclerotiniaceae
Exons: 2
Coding region: 1-306 (101 amino acids)
Source: RefSeq, a predicted model, not a curated record
AUGCUUUAUACUGACUAUCAUGUCUUUGGCUUUAUUGCUUCAUAUAUUCAGACCAAAAUGAGGACAGCAGGUCGAGCUUUGUACCUUGAGGCAGCCCAAUGGAACCGCUGGUACGGCUACUGGCAUCAGAAGGACCCCCAAGGUUGGAAGGGAACGUUGAGAUUGAUCUCCAGUCCAAGAUUUCACACGCCUAUCCGAACAUUUUUCCAUUUUGCUUUUGAGCCAAAUUCUGACCCCGGGAAGUUACAUUGUCCAAUACCAAUUCCGGUACCAUGUGUCCUUGCUCACAAUCACGUGAACUUGUGA